CUUGCCAUCCUCCUGCCUCAGCCUCCUGAGUAACUGGGAUUGUAGGCCUGCACCACCAGCAAAGUCUGUGCUUCAAGUGCUGGCGAUAGGAUGAAUACAAAAAUCUAAUUUUAAAAUUUACAUUCCAUUAAGGGGAGAGAUGUAGACGAUAAACCCAAUAAAACAAACUGUUAGAUAAUGAUAAAUGUGACAGACGAUAAACCCAAUAAAACAAACUGUUAGAUAAUGAUAAAUGUGACAGAGGGACAUGAUGCAGCGAGACAGAAAUACCAGGCCUGCUGAGCUGGAUUUCAAUAUGGUGUCAGAUGACUAGGGCGACACCGAACUAAAGACUCAAAGGAAUAACAAAGGAGUGAACCCUGGGGCAGGUUUACACAAAGGAGGCUGGUGACAAGAACAGUGUGGGGAGAAGUAAGGUCAGACCUGACAGACUUUGUCCAGACCUGGAUGGGAAGAUACUGACACCCCAGGUGUCACAACAGGCUUUCUGCUUAUACGCCUUUCAAUCCUAGAGUGAGGACCAGUGUAGAAUGAGCCUGUGGCCAUAGCAUCCAGCCGUCCAUUCCCUACUGGGAAGUGAAGGAAGCAGUAUCAUGGACACACUGCCUUCCAGGCCCAGAGCCCAGUAGGGGAGAAGAGCCUCAAGGAGGAGUGGCAGGCUACCUGCCUCUGGCCUGGUCCCAGUGGCUGGGAGGGCUUCCCUAAGGAAAUGAUCCUGGUCAGACUCCGAAGGCUGGCAGUGAGUGAGGGUGAGAGAGGAGCCUUGAUCCAAGGAAAAAGACGGGGAGGGAGGUGGGGAAGCUGGUAGAGGCUCACCGUGCUCCAAGAAGUCUGUCUACAUCUAAGAGCGAUGGGACCUCCUAAGAGGGGGAGUUGGCAGGUCAGGCGGGGAAGGGAGUCAUUACUGUCCAGGGAGGCCCAGGUGUUGUGUGGACUCAAGAAGGCACUGGGGAUCCGAAGAUGCAGGAAGACCGGGAGUGCCCAGGAGACCUCCUAAUGUAAUCAACAGAUGUGGGGGAGCCGAGAGGGACCUAGCCAGUUCGGCCCUAAGCGGCCUUUCUCCUUGACCUUUUUGUUUACAUAAUUCCUGCUGACCUUAAUCAGUUCUGCUAUUGUGCUGGAACAUCCUCCUUCCUGAUGGUGCUGAGGAGCGAAGGGAUAAGCGAUCUAUUUCCAUAACCGUAAGAGGUUUAGCAUAAAAAAAUAGCUUUUGGUUAGCUGCCGUUCCUCCACUGCACCUUCCCCAAGCCAGUUGGAUGGCUUUGUGCAUCUUCAGGACCCUCUGUGAGGAGAUUGGAGCGCCGACCUAAUGCUUAAAACUGCUGAAACUGCCAGUCUGCUGCCUCACUAAUCCUAUCCCCUCUCUGCUCCUUCAAUCCGAUUUGGCUUCUAGACACUAUGACCUCAGUGAUGGGCAUCCUCAUAGAUCCCCUACAAAUUCCCCCAUGUGUCAGCCAAGGACCUCACCCUUGCCCUGCGGGGUCACCUGGCCGCUCACAGUCUGAGAGCCCAGGGACCCUUUCCUGAUCUUCCCAGCCAUCCCAACUGGUUGGUGACAAAUCACGAGCCCUCCAAUACCUGAUGUACAUCCCAAGGCAUAGAAAGCAUGGCAGCCUGUGGGAGGACCAGUAAGUCCCACGUCAUCUUCAAGAAGGUCUCCUGGGACAAGUCAGUGACCAUCUACCUGGGGAAAAGAGACUACAUCGACCACAUCAGCCAAGUGGAGCCUGUGGAUGGUGUUGUAUUGGUGGAUCCUGAGCUUGUGAAGGGAAAGAAAGUGUACGUCACUCUGACCUGCGCCUUCCGCUAUGGCCAGGAAGAUAUCGAUGUGAUUGGCCUGACCUUCUGCAGGGAUCUGUACUUUUCUCGGGUCCAGGUAUACCCACCUGUGGGGGCCUCGAGCACCCCCACCCCACUCCAAGAGAGCCUGAUCAAGAAGCUGGGGGACAACACAUACCCUUUUCUCCUCACGUUUCCUGACUACCUGCCCUGUUCAGUGAUGCUGCAGCCAGCUCCACAAGAUGUAGGGAAGACCUGCGGGGUCGACUUUGAAGUCAAAGCAUUUGCCACAGACAUCAUAGAUGCUGAAGAGGACAAGAUCCCGAAGAAGAGCUCUGUGCGGUUACUGAUCCGGAAAGUGCAGCAUGCCCCACCGGAGGUGGGUCCCCAGCCCUGUGCUGAGGCAUCCUGGCAGUUCUUCAUGUCUGACAAGCCCUUGCUCCUCUCAGUCUCCCUCAGGAAAGAGAUCUAUUUCCAUGGGGAACCCAUUCCUGUAACUGUGACUGUGACCAAUAACACGGAGAAGACAGUAAAGAAGAUCAAAGUGUUAGUGGAACAAGUGGCCAAUGUGGUUCUCUACUCCAGUGAUUCUUACGUCAAGCCUGUGGCCACAGAGGAAACACAAGAAGAAGUGUCACCAAACAGCACUCUAACUAAGACACUGAUGGUGAUACCCCUGCUGGCUAACAACCGUGAGAAAAGAGGCAUUGCACUGGAUGGGAGGAUCAAGCAUGAGGACACAAACCUGGCCUCCAGCACCGUCAUUAAGGAGGGCAUCGACCGAAAUGUCAUGGGGAUCUUGGUGUCAUACCACAUCAAGGUGAAGCUCACAGUGUCAGGCUUUCUGGGAGAGCUCACCUCCAGUGAAGUGGCUACUGAGGUACCAUUCCGCCUCAUGCACCCCCAGCCGGAGGACCCAGCGAAGGAAAGUGGUCAGGAUGAAAAUUUGGUUUUUGAGGAGUUUGCUCGCCAAAAUCUGAAAGAUGCUGGAGAAGCUGAGGAGAGAGACAAGGGAGAGGUGGUCCAGGAGGGGUGAGGGUUAGCUCAGGUGCUUGGAAAGGACCUGUAGUUCCAGGCACCCGGAGUGGAGCCCCAGUUAACUUUGAGAGCUACACUAGAUAGGGAAGUACGAACCUUCCUCCCAGAAAUAAAAUAUGGUC
This is a messenger RNA of Nannospalax galili (Upper Galilee mountains blind mole rat), 2939 nucleotides long. RefSeq names its product S-antigen visual arrestin (gene Sag). Gene Ontology annotation, biological process: G protein-coupled receptor internalization; signal transduction. Gene Ontology annotation, cellular component: photoreceptor outer segment; photoreceptor inner segment. The coding region runs from base 1607 to 2815 and encodes 402 amino acids. The record is from RefSeq and is a predicted model, not a curated record. NCBI's taxonomy places the organism in Eukaryota, Metazoa, Chordata, Mammalia, Rodentia, Spalacidae. The transcript is spliced from 16 exons. Gene Ontology annotation, molecular function: G protein-coupled receptor binding.